GGCGCCAAAGCAUCGUUCUGCUCUUGCCAUGUCGUCUGAGCUUAGGUACACCGCAAACACUCAACUUGAGCACUUGCACGCUCGCUACACCGGCACAGGCCAUGCCGAUCUGACGAAAUACGAAUGGCUCACGCACCAGCACCGGGACACCCUCUCCUCCAUUGUGGGGCACCCGCCGCUUGCCUCGUACCUUGCCAUCGCUGAUGGAGAGCGGUGGACGGGUGAAGUUCGAGAUGACGAGGUGCGUUCUGGGUGCGUUGGAUAGCUGGGAAACACGUUGACCAGCUUUGUGUAGCGCAUGCUGCAGCCUUGCGGCCCGCCUCCAGCAAAGGAUGACUGAAAGCGAUGCUGCGCACUGUUCAGCGCGUGACAUGACCUUCACGCUCGAACUGCGCACGGUUGCUGAAGCUAGCGGGGACCCUGGUACAGGUGGCUAUAGUAUGUGAGAGCGACUCCGUUGACGUACAAUUCUAGUUCUGGCACAUAUCCAUUCUAGAGCACGAAGUGACGCCUCAAUGCUAUCCAACGCACU
This is a messenger RNA of Fomitopsis serialis, 532 nucleotides long. Its product is annotated as splicing factor 3B subunit 10-domain-containing protein. Gene Ontology annotation, cellular component: U2 snRNP; precatalytic spliceosome. The coding region runs from base 29 to 265 and encodes 78 amino acids. Gene Ontology annotation, biological process: mRNA splicing, via spliceosome. NCBI's taxonomy places the organism in Eukaryota, Fungi, Basidiomycota, Agaricomycetes, Polyporales, Fomitopsidaceae. The transcript has 5 exons. The record is from RefSeq and is a predicted model, not a curated record.